GACAUGGCGGCCUGAGCGCAGCGCUCAGCCUCUCUCCGCUCCGCAGAUCAGGAAGUGUCUGCAGCGUGUUGUCAAGAUGCAGUAUUCCCAUCACUGUGAGCACCUGCUGGAGAGGCUGAACAAGCAGCGAGAGGCCGGAUUCCUCUGCGACUGCACCGUGGUCAUCGGGGAAUUCCAGUUCAAAGCACACAGGAAUGUGCUUGCCUCCUUCAGCGAGUAUUUCGGGGCCUUUUACAGAGACGCAUCUGACAACAACGUUGUCUUGGAUCAGACUCAAGUGAAAGCUGAUGGAUUCCAAAAGCUCCUGGAAUUUAUUUACACAGGAAAUUUAAACCUUGACAGCUGGAAUGUGAAAGAGAUUCACCAGGCUGCCGACUAUCUCAAAGUAGAAGAAGUGGUCACUAAAUGCAAGAUCAAGAUGGAGGACUUUGCUUUUAUUGCUAAUCCCUCUUCCACAGAGACAUCCAGCAUCACUGGGAAUGUUGAAAUGAACCAGCAGACCUGCCUCCUGACUCUCCGAGACUACAACAGUCGGGAGGAGAAGGAGGAUAACGCUGCUGCAGAGCUGGUUCCAGCCCAGGCAAAGAAAGCAGCUCUAGAAAAGAAAUCUCCUCAAGCCAAAAAGCGAAAGAAGAAUUUCAGCCCCCCCAAAAGCACGGAGAACAAAUCCCUGCACUAUCAGAACGAGGUGGCUGAGAACACAUCCUUUGAGAUGUUUUUAGAUGCAAAUAAGCUGGCCACCCACAUAACAGAGCAGGCUGCCCAGGGCAGCGAUAACUCGGAGCUGCAGCUGGCAGCGGUGGUGGAGAGCGAAACGCUGGCGGCGCAGGAUAUCCUGGCCCAGAGCAUGGCAGCCAAACAGAAACGGGGCAAGCCUCAGCAGAGCUGUGCCCUGAAGGAGCACUGCAUGUCCAGCAUAGCCACUGACAGGGGCACUUACCAGCUGGAGAGCUCGGGGGAGGAGCUGGAGCAGAAGUUCUCCAAGGCCAAGCCGGUGUGCACCACGUGUGGGAAGGUGUUCUCCGAAGCCAGCAGCCUCCGGCGGCACAUGAGGAUACACAAAGGGGUGAAGCCCUACGUGUGCCAGCUCUGUGGGAAGGCCUUCACCCAGUGCAACCAGUUGAAAACACAUGUAAGAACUCACACAGGGGAGAAGCCAUACAAGUGUGAACUGUGUGACAAAGGCUUUGCCCAGAAGUGCCAGCUGGUGUUCCACAGCCGGAUGCACCAUGGAGAGGAGAAGCCUUACAAAUGUGAUGUCUGCAACCUGCAGUUUGCAACCUCGAGCAACCUGAAGAUCCACGCCAGGAAGCACAGCGGGGAGAAGCCGUACGUGUGUGACCGCUGCGGGCAGCGCUUUGCGCAGGCCAGCACGCUGACGUACCACGUGCGGCGCCACACCGGCGAGAAGCCCUACGUGUGCGACAGCUGCGGCAAAGCCUUCGCCGUGUCCAGCUCGCUCAUCACCCACUCCCGCAAACACACAGGAGAGAAGCCAUAUAUCUGUGGCAUUUGUGAAAAGAGUUUUAUUUCUUCUGGAGAGCUCAAUAAACAUUUUCGGUCCCAUACAGGUGAAAGACCAUUUAUCUGUGAAAUGUGUGGAAAUUCCUACACAGACAUAAAAAAUCUUAAGAAGCACAAAACAAAAGUUCACACAGGACCUGAAACUUCUCCCGAUUCUACUGCACUUGAUAAUUCUUUCAACGAACAAGAAUCCAUUCAGAGCCAGAAAAGUCCUUUAUCAGAGUCCAUAGAUGUGAAACCCUCUGAGAUGUCUUUAGCACUUCCUCUCCCCAUUGGGACUGAAGACCAUCAGAUGCUGCUCCCUGUGACAGGGAGCCAGUCCCCUUCAUCAGAAACUUUACUGAGAUCUGCUGUGACAGGAUAUUCAGAACCUCAGUUCAUUUUCCUGCAGCAGUUGUACUGACAGAGCAGU
This is a messenger RNA of Melospiza georgiana, 1936 nucleotides long. RefSeq names its product myoneurin (gene MYNN). Gene Ontology annotation, cellular component: nucleus. The record is from RefSeq and is a predicted model, not a curated record. Gene Ontology annotation, biological process: regulation of transcription by RNA polymerase II. Bases 77 to 1927 code for a protein of 616 amino acids. Lineage: Eukaryota; Metazoa; Chordata; Aves; Passeriformes; Passerellidae. The transcript is spliced from 8 exons. Gene Ontology annotation, molecular function: protein binding; DNA-binding transcription factor activity, RNA polymerase II-specific; RNA polymerase II cis-regulatory region sequence-specific DNA binding.